CACACACACACAGAGAGAGAGAGCGCAUCCAUCCGAGCACCGCAGUCGGGCGCUUGCUGCAACACACAGAGAUGUUUUUGUACCUUCUUGGAAUAGUGGUCUUUUGUUUUCUCUAUCGCUUGUUCAGAGAAAGGAGGACGAUCUCAGAUACAUUUGAGAGAUAUGUGUACAUCACGGGGUGUGACUCUGGCUUUGGAAACCUCCUGGCGAGAAGGCUGGACGAAAAGGGAUUCUGCGUGAUUGCGUCAUGUUUAACUGAAAGAGGCGCAGAAGAGCUGAAAAAAGUCUCUUCCGAACGACUCUCCACCGUCCACCUGGAUGUCACCAAAUCUGACAGUGUCAGUAAAGUGGCUGCACUUGUAAAGGAGAAGGUUGGGACAAAGGGCCUCUGGGGGCUGGUGAACAAUGCUGGGGUGACCAUACCCACUGGACCCUGUGACUGGCUCAGCGCUGAGGACUACCGCGCUGUGCUCAACGUGAACCUGCACGGGCUCAUUGCAGUCACCCUCAGCGUGCUCCCCCUUAUUAAGAAGGCCCGAGGUCGAGUGGUGAACGUGUCCAGUAUCUUAGGAAGGCUAUGUCUCAAUGGCACACCUUACUGUGUCUCCAAAGGCGGAGUGGAGGCCUUCAGCGAUGGCCUUAGGAGAGACAUGGCAUAUUUUGGAGUCCAAGUUAUUUGUGUUGAACCAGGGUUUUUUAAAACCAGCAUGGCUAACAUGGAUUUCAUUCAAAUGCACUUUGAGAAAAUGUGGGAGAAACUGCCAGAGGAAACCAAGGCGGAUUAUGGGAAUGAUUUCUUGGAAAAAGUACGUUGCCUUAUGAAGAAGAGUGAAGCCAUGCUGGAUCCUGACCUGAUGAAGGCGGUGAGCUGUAUGGAACAUGGCAUCUGCGCACUUCAUCCUCGCACCCGUUACGCCCCUGGAUGGGAUGCCAAGCUCUUCUGGCUGCCUCUCUCCUACAUGCCAGCCUUCAUCGCUGAUUUUGUGUGUCGCCAAAUCAAUGUAAAACCAAGGAAGUCGCUGAUUUAGGUUACUUACUCUGUCCAGCUACCUAUGGGUAACAGACUGCAAUUGCCUUUCUAAAUAAGUCAUACUGCUAAAUAAAACAGUACUAUAGAACAUGUAGUGGUAUAAGCUGUUAAGGUCAAGUAGCUGAAGGUCACACACGCACUGGCUGAAACCACUUGUCCCAAGCGGGGUCGCGGUAAACCGGAGCCCAACCCGG
This is a messenger RNA of Scleropages formosus (Asian bonytongue), 1224 nucleotides long. RefSeq names its product retinol dehydrogenase 7-like. The transcript has 5 exons. Gene Ontology annotation, biological process: steroid metabolic process. Gene Ontology annotation, cellular component: intracellular membrane-bounded organelle. Bases 72 to 1028 code for a protein of 318 amino acids. Gene Ontology annotation, molecular function: oxidoreductase activity. Lineage: Eukaryota; Metazoa; Chordata; Actinopteri; Osteoglossiformes; Osteoglossidae. The record is from RefSeq and is a predicted model, not a curated record.